UCCAUUAUUCCCUCUGAGGGACAUUAUCUUAGUAUAAAUAAUGAGUAGGAUCCACAUAAGUUCUUAUGAUGACCCUGUAAUAAUCAACAUUUUCAACCUAUUGGGAUAUACCAUUGUCUUAUUCCAUGUCAUGCUUGCAGACCCAUCUGCAUAUGAUCUUCCAGUCAUACUAUGGUGGUGGAGAAAUGUAUACCCGCAUGAAGAUUCAUCCUCUUUAAAGUAUAUUGACUGUGGGGAGUAUUCCAAGUGCUUGUCAGCUUCAGAUCGGUCUUACCUGGAUGAUUCAAGAACUAAAGGAAUAAUAUUUUAUGGUACGAGAGUAAAACCGUAUGAUUUGCCUUUACCAAGGAAAUCUGAGCAUACGUGGAAUUUAAUUCACGAGGAGUCUCCCAUGAAUAAUUAUCUGUUAUCACACGUGGAAUUCAUUGAGCUAUUUAACUUUACUGCAACAUUUAGAAGAGAGUCAGACUAUCCAUUGACCACUCAGAAUAUCUACUCUAUGGGUUACUUAACAGACAGAAACCCUGUGCCUAUCAGGGAGAAAAACAGGAAAAUUAAAGAAAAUGGCUAUGCCCCAGUUUUAUAUGUACAGUCGCAUGCAGAUGUUGCAUCUGAUAGAGAUACGUAUGUUCAGGAGCUGAUGAAAUACAUAAAGGUUGAUUCCUAUGGGAAAUGUCUUCACAACAAAGAUCUUCCAGAAUCUAUGAAAAAAGCCGAUGAUUCAUAUGAGGAUGAAAUAUUCUUGGAUUUUAUUUCUUACUACAAAUUUCACAUUUCCUUUGAAAAUGCUAUUUGUAGGGAUUAUAUGACAGAGAAAUUAAUGCGAGCAUUGCACUUGGGUUCUGUUCCUGUUUAUAUGGGGUCACCUGAUGUUCGAGAUUGGGAGCCAAAUAACAGAAGUAUUAUACUGGCCCAAGAUUUUGAUUCACCUGGAGAACUGGCAAAGUAUUUGCAAUUCUUGAAUGAAAAUGAUAAGGAGUAUGAAAAGUUCUUAGGCCAUAAAAAAUCGGGAGGGAUAACAAAUUCCUUUCUGAAAAUUAACUUGCAGGAGCGUAGUUGGCACACACAUCCAUCAGGAUCUAGUGAAAGGAAUGAUUUUAACAUUUUUGUGGGAUUUGAAUGCUUUGUUUGUGAAAAGCUACAUCAACAUUAUUUGGAUUACAAACUUGGUGGAGACAAUUUUUCAAAGAUCACAUUUUCACACAGAGCCAACGAUUCACACAUGGGAUGUCCAGAGCCACAAAAAGUCUCACUGUCAAAUUCUGAGUCAAGUGGAGGGUCUACUGACUUCGUCUGGACUAGAACAUAUCAUCAACAGAAAGUCAUUGCCACUGCAGCACGGCAUAUGGUGGAGUCUGGGGAAACACAGUCCAACAUGUUUAGUGAAUUUAAUCCUAUUUAUGGUCCAAGACGGCACUAAACGCCCAAACUGUAAGAUUUACCAACGCCAGGAAUUAGAUGCCUCGCAGUUGGACUGGGGUUAGAUAAGGGAUCAUUCUCUAUUUUCUCGGGUACGUGAGGUGAUUAACUACAAUGUAAAUAGUGUUAAUUAUAGGGAUGCACACAUUGUCACGUUUUUCAUCUUAAUAAGUUAAUCACCCGCUGUUAUACAUAUAUUUAGUAUCACGUUGUCCGCUGUAGUUAAUUAUCCCCACUUACACAACAAAGUAGGCAGUGAUUCCUUAAUAAUAUAUCUAUAUUUGAAGCAAACAUGAAAAUAUAAAAUCGACAAACUAAAAAUACUGCAUAUCCAUGUUAAUUUCUGUAGUCCUCUUCCACUGACCUUUCAAAAUUUUGCCCGAACUAAGAAAUUUACAUCCAGUUGAAAUUAGGGACCGGUCAAUAUAUACACUGUAAAUUUAUUGGGGA
Molecule: messenger RNA, 1869 nt
Organism: Ostrea edulis (European flat oyster)
Lineage: Eukaryota; Metazoa; Mollusca; Bivalvia; Ostreida; Ostreidae
Product: alpha-(1,3)-fucosyltransferase 11-like
Exons: 3
Coding region: 41-1420 (459 amino acids)
Cellular component (GO): membrane
Molecular function (GO): alpha-(1->3)-fucosyltransferase activity
Source: RefSeq, a predicted model, not a curated record